Molecule: messenger RNA, 6053 nt
Organism: Pungitius pungitius (ninespine stickleback)
Lineage: Eukaryota; Metazoa; Chordata; Actinopteri; Perciformes; Gasterosteidae
Gene: dgkh
Product: diacylglycerol kinase, eta
Exons: 21
Coding region: 1-2595 (864 amino acids)
Biological process (GO): diacylglycerol metabolic process; lipid phosphorylation; intracellular signal transduction
Molecular function (GO): ATP-dependent diacylglycerol kinase activity
Source: RefSeq, a predicted model, not a curated record
AUGACGCACUGCUUCUGGAAGGCCACCUGUCCCCCGUCAUGUGCCAGCCCCCUGCUGGUCUUUGUCAACUCCAAAAGCGGAGACAACCAGGGGGUGAAGUUCCUCCGGCGCUUCAAGCAGCUGCUCAACCCGGCCCAAGUCUUCGACCUGGUCAACGGGGGGCCGCACCUCGGUCUGCGGCUGUUUCAGAAGUUCGACAACUUCCGCAUCCUGGUGUGUGGCGGCGACGGCAGCGUGGGCUGGGUCCUCUCCGAGAUCGACAAGCUCAGUCUCCACAAACAGUGCCAGCUGGGCGUGUUGCCCUUGGGGACGGGCAACGACCUGGCCCGGGUGCUCGGCUGGGGCCCGUCGUGCGACGACGACACCCAGCUGCCCCAGAUCCUGGAGAAGCUGGAGAGGGCCAGCACCAAGAUGCUGGACCGCUGGAGCAUCAUGACCUACGAGAUCAAGAUCCCGCCCAAACUCAGCUGCCCCACCACGCCCGAGGGCACCGAGGACUGCCAGUUCCACAUUUCAGCCUACGAAGACUCGGUGGCCGCUCACCUCACAAAGAUCCUCAACUCGGAGCAGAACUCGGUGGUCAUCUCCUCGGCCAAGAUCCUCUGUGAAACAGUGAAGGAUUUUGUCUCCAAAGUGGGGAAAAGCUACGAAAAAAGUACAGACAACAGUGACGAGUGCGACACCAUGUCUCUCAAAUGCGCCAUCCUCAACGAGAAGCUGGACUCCCUCCUCCAGACGCUGAACUCGGAGAGCCAGGCUCUGCCUGCCCUCGCCCUCUCCACCCCUCCCAUCGUGGAGGAGGAGGACGAGGAGGACGAGGAGGACGAGGAGGAAGCCAGCGAGGAGAGCCUGACGGAGCUGAAGGAGAAGAUGGAGGAGGAGGAGACGGAGAAAGGAUGUGGAGGGGCCCCGCACCAGCUGUUCAAAAGCAGGGAGCAGAUGAUGCUGCGGGCCAACAGUCUGAAGAAGGCCCUGCGGCAGAUCAUAGAACAGACCGAGAGAGUGGUGGACGAGCAGAACGCCCACCCGGGCGAGGACGGCGAGCUGACGUCUCCGCUGGAGUUCAGGAAGGACAGCGAGGAGGAGAACAGAGACAGCGAGAAGGACGAGGACACCAAGGAGCUGGAAGCGGUGACGUCCGCCAGGAGCCCCUGCUCGCCCACGGAGAGGAGAGUGAGCCGCAGCACGCAGUCCUACAGCUCCUUCACCAUCACGCCCUUCACCACCAGCAAGGAGAACCUCCCCGUGCUCAACACACGCAUCAUCUGCCCCGGCUUGCGGGCCGGUCUAGCUGCCUCCAUCGCUGGCAGCUCCAUCAUUAGCAAGAUGCUGCUGGCUAACAUCGACCCCUUCGGCGCCACGCCGUUCAUCGACCCCGACCUCGACUCGCUAGAGGGCUACAUGGAGAAGUGUGUGAUGAACAACUACUUUGGCAUCGGCUUGGACGCCAAGAUCUCCCUGGAGUUCAACAACAAGCGGGAGGAGCAUCCAGAGAAAUGCAGGAGUCGUACCAAGAACAUGAUGUGGUACGGCGUCCUGGGCACAAAGGAGCUCCUGCAGAGGACGUACAAGAACCUGGAGCAGAAGGUCCAGCUCGAGUGUGACGGCCAGUACAUCCCUCUGCCCAGCCUUCAGGGGAUCGCAGUGCUGAACAUUCCGAGCUACGCAGGCGGGACCAACUUCUGGGGCGGCACCAAGGAAGACGAUAUCUUCUGUGCCCCGUCGUUCGACGACAAGAUCCUGGAAGUCGUGGCCGUCUUCGGGAGCAUGCAGAUGGCCGUGUCCAGGGUCAUCAAGCUGCAACAUCACCGCAUCGCGCAGUGCCGAACAGUGAAGAUCACCAUCCUGGGCGAUGAGGGGGUUCCCAUUCAGGUGGACGGGGAGGCGUGGAUCCAACCGCCCGGAGUCAUCAAGAUCCAGCACAAGAACCGGGCUCAGAUGCUCACCAGAGACCGGGCGUUUGAGAACACGUUGAAGUCAUGGGAGGACAAGCUGAAGUACGACAAGCCCCCUCUGCGGCCUCACCUCUACCCGCAGCAGUCGGUGGAUCUGGCGACGGAGGAGGAGGCCGCCAUGGUGCAGCUGUGCGCCCGAGCUGCAGAGGAGCUCAUUACGAGGAUCUGCGAGGCGGCCAAGACCAACGGGCUCCUGGAGCAGGAGCUGGCUCACGCUGUCAACGCUUCGUCGCACGCCAUCAACAAAACUCACCCCAAGUUCCCGGAGAGUCUGACCAGGAACACCGCCAUCGAGGUGGCCAGCACCGUCAAGGCUCUGUACUACGAGACAGAGUCCCUGCUGCUGGGCCGGGUCUCUCUGCAACUGGACCCCCCAGAGGAGGAUCAGCUGUCCGGUGCUCUGCAGAGCUUGGAGCUGGAGCUGGCCAAACUGGGAGAGGUGGCCUGGCUCUACCACAUCCUGCAGCCCAAUGACGAGGAGGACCUCUCUCUGGGUUACGGCAAGAGGAACAGUCGCAGCAGCAUGUUUCGCAUAGUGCCCAAGUUCAAGAAGGAGAAGGCCGCCAAGAAGACCAGCCCUCAGUCAGGAUCUGGGGAUAUCGAAAGUGGGUCAUAUGAAGAGAAUUCUCCAGGGAACUAAAGACCUGGCCAAGGCCUCCAUGGUUGACCUUUAACCCCCGGAGCGGACGCAAACCCGGAGAGGGGAAACCCACUUUCCCCUCACAUCAGUGGGAGAGUUUUGGCCGCAGCGACGGCAGCGAAGCUGAAGAUACCUGUUGGGGGAGAGUUUUCAUCCCUCCGCAGAGAGAGGGCUCCUCUGUGAUUGGUUGUUGACAAGAUGACGUCGGUGUGUUCGUUCGUGCUUUGGUGCCAAAAUGACAGUUCGAGAAAGCGGAUUGAAACGCAAAAAGGACCUCAAGGAUCUCCCCACAAAAAAAACACACACACGCACACACACACACACACAGAAAAGAAAAGCCAUUUCUAGGUUAAUAACCAUUCAUAGCGCACAUUGCACAAUCAGGUAUGCAACUAACCAUCCGGUUGACUUGUUUGAGAUGUGCUUGAAAGCCAGUAGCAAAACCAGGACUUCCACGAGCUUCGGGGCGGGCGGAUGCAUCAAAGCGGCCUUCGGGCAGAAGAUGGAGGCGUGACGUCGCAGCCUGGAAGGCGUCUGAGAACAGUGGGAUACUGUCGCAUGCUAUGCUUGCUCGUCUUUAGAAAUGUUUAGUUGCAUGAUAAGUGUCUUGGGGUUUUUUAGUUGUUGUUUUUUUUUUUUUUUUGUUUUUUCGUGUGCAAAAUAACACUUGAACAAGUUUUACAUGACUUUAAGUAUUACGAUGCCAUUUGUUACUACUGAAAGCAUCCUUUUUGGUCUAAAUCCAGCUUUUUUUCUGCCUUUAAUUUAUUUUGUUUGCAUGAUAAUGAUGUGUCAAAGAUUUGCGUCAAGUGCCAUAUUUUGAGUAAUUUACCGUAAAAUGUGCUUUAUUGGUAGAAGUCAUGAGAAUUUUUUUUAUUUUUUGUUCCUUUUCUUUUGAAGCAGUUGAUGAGGUAUGAAUAUUUUUAAUCAACACGUUCUCUGUGGAGGUGGAAUCAGUACCAAAGUGAAUGUUCAGGUCGCACCUCUCAAAUUGAAAAGGCCCCCCCCCGGGUCUCGGGGGGGUGACCUCCGUGGGAGGAUCCGAAGCCGACCACGCCGGCUGUAGGGUCGCUGAUGUAAAACUUAAAAAAAAAAAAAAGGCACUUUCUACUUCUUGCUUCAUGCAAGUGCAAGUACUCAUAUCAUUACAUAGAAGUAACGGUUCACCUCGACCUUUUAACCUUUGGCGACUUAGCACAGUAUUUAAGGCUAAUGAGAACAGCAGCCAGAUUCCGGGUCUGAAUGCGUAGUGGAGCGGUCGAUCUGCUUUUUUGUUGUUGUUUUCUUCAGAUUAAAAGUGAGACGUCGAUAGAGCACUACUUUGACUUGUUAGUUUAAGGCUGGUGGCAUUACAGGGUAUAUUUCUAUGUGUGAUGCUAAGUUUGUAUAUACAUAUAUGCACUGUAUAUAUACCGGUGUAUGCAAACCAUGUUUGUAAAGUGUUGUAGUCUAACGCGUUUGUAGAUGGCUGACAUGGCAUGCGUUGUCGACAGCUUACACAUUUGAUUGUGUAUAUUACACCAAUUGUGUUGUGUAGAUUUUUGUCCUAAUCUCUUGUACAUGAUAAUGCUGUUGUAUUCUAAUGAUGGUGCAAUAUUUUAUCUCUUGUUUUGAUACCGUCUUUGCAGACAUGAUGUUUAUAGUCCUGGGGUUGGGCAAACAAGAAAGACGCUGAGAGAGGGUUUUUUUUGUACACGUACUUGGAACAGUUAGGCCCCGUAGACAGGAGCGCUCUUUCUAAAGGACUCCACAUUUCUUCCAGCGGUUCACUUGUUUGUAGUUUUGCUCCUCUGUGCUUCCAAGACGAUGCAGUAAAGUAGGAUUUUGUCAGCGAAUGAGUAGAAUGGGCAGACAUGACUGUUGCGUUUACACAUAAUAUGUAUCACUUAUGUGUUUGUGCGCGUUGUCUACUACAAGAGUGGCAUAUCGUACCUUUAUCAGCAAUUGUAUCCUUACUAUUGCCAACUCAUUUCUUCCCGUCACUACGAGUCUGAUCAUUCCUCGCCUGUGGAGAAUAAUGUGUUGCUUGUAUGUUUUAUUUCUGCCUUUUCACUUUUAAGUGAAACUUAACUUUUAAUUAUUUUGAAACGUUUUUAAUUUACUGAAUAUCGAGUGCAACAUUUUAACAUGUGCACGCAUUUUCAUCAGUCGUCAUUCAGCGAGGAAUCCUAAAUAAUAACAGAACGAUAGAGUGGAUCUUUGUUUGAUGACUCUAAUGUCGCACCAGAGGGUGUGACAUCGGCCCUCUCCCCGCCCCCUCACUCGAGCUGUCCCAGUGCACUGUGGGACUCAAGCUGUCCCAGUGCAUUGUGGGACCCACGUUGUCCCAGUGCAUUGUGGGACUCAAGCUGUCCCAGUGCAUUGUGGGACCCACGUUGUCACACUGCCCCGUUGCUGAUGCCGACAAUCACGCGUGUCAGACAGCCGCCGCGUUCAGCGUGACGCGGCGCCGCUCAUUGGUUGCACAAAUCAAUAAGCCUAUCAAUCAAUUUUUGUGUAGUACUAAUCAUUAUAAAUGAAGGGUAGUUAAUUAAACUGUAGUUAACAGUUAUUUUACUGUUAACUAACAAUGAAAUGAUGUAUUAAUAAUAUAUACCAAUUAUUGGUUGUGCAACAAUUUGUUUGGUUUUAUCGUUACUUUGUGUAUUAAGAAAUCAUUUAUAUUGUAUGAUAGAUAAGAGAUGAUAAGUAUACAAUUGAUAGUUUAUCAAUGGACACAUUGUAGGUGGCGCAUUAAGUAUUUCUUAAUAUCAUAUUAUCAAAUAUUUGUCAAUCAUCGAUAAUAGAUGGACCCAAAAGACAUUAAUGAAAAUGGACAGUAUUAACUAUCUGUCUACAUAAUGUUGAAAGAUGCUUUACAAUUUAUUUAUCAACUAUUAACAAAAGUAUUCUAAUGAUCAGUCAUUUAAACAAAGACAUUUUACCAUUGUAACAAUUAAAUAACAUAAAUUAUUUCAUUAUUAAUAAUAAGUCAACAUGAUCAAUUACCAUUUCAUUAUUUGUUAAUAGUAAAAUAACUAAAGUAAAAUUAACUACUAUUUGUUAUUUAUAAUAUUAUUAUUAUUAUUAUUAUUGAGUGUGACCCGGCCUGUUUUUUUUCAGUGACAAGAUCAGAAACAUUUUCAUCCGUUUGAUGACUGUUGGACUUUUGCCAGCCAGAACCUCUGGGUUUAGAUCCAUCGCAAGUUGAAGCCUUUGUAAGAAUACGUGCUUUAAAAGGAGCCGCAGAGUUACAACUGGUUCCUGCUCACCGCGUGGGUUUUCUGCCACUCGUCUCCUGGCUCCUCUUGAGACUCCAGCGUUGGGGGGGGGGGGGGGGGGCCAGACUCCGGGCCCCAGAACGCUCCACCUGUCCGCACAGAGUGGAAGUAAGCCACCGUUCUCCCUCGCUCUGUCUUUCAGUGAUCUGUAAAUAAUGCUGCAAAACUGCCUGGUUUCCAACAAAAAAAACAACGAAA